AUGGCUUCUGCCCUCGGUUCUGCCAUCCAGGCCUCCUUGAACCUGGACUCUGUGUUUCAAGAGUAUGAUAAUGACUCCGAAUUCUUCCGUCAGCGCUUCCGGCAGUUCCAGUACAAAGAAGCGGCAGGGCCUCGUGAUGUUUUCAACAAACUCCGGGAGCUUUGCUGUCAAUGGCUGAAGCCAAAGACGCAUUCUAAGGAACAAAUGGUGGAGCUUCUGGUGCUGGAACAGUAUCGAACAAUUCUGCCCCAGGAGCUAGAGACCUGGGUGACAGAACAAUGCCAAGAGACUACAGAAAUGAUUGUGUCUCUGUUAGAAGAAGACUUACAGAUCAAACUUAAGACACCAGAGGCACAGAUCGACAGGCAGGAAAAGCUCUUGGAAGACCUGGCAGCAGUCGGAAUGGCAGACAUACCACCAAACAUGCAGCUGGAGGUACUCCCACUCCAAGCAAUGGGACCUGUCCCCGAGGCCCCAGUGGCAGAGGCAUGGAUCCCACAGGAGCUGAGCCACGGUGCUAGGGGGGAAGACCAGCCCUUUCUGGACCCCGGAUACCCACCAGCAAAACCUGAACUCGCAGAGCCCUGGGUGAAGGAACUACAGGAUUGCAAGGACGUGGAACAACUAUUGCAAUUCCUUGACUUCAAGAUAGGUAAGUGAGGAGAAAAUGUGUCAAAGCAGAAAAAAAAACUGGAGAGCGUGUAUCCAUUUUCUGUUUCUUUAGACGGAAAUGCACUUCCUGAUCUGAACUUUCCAGAAGACUCGGAAGAGCCAAAAUAUCAAUUGGGAAAUCCUGCAGAGCAGCUACCCAGAGACCUCGCAUUGCCUGUCCACGAUCAGAAUCCCUCUCCAGGAGAGAGAGCUGAGAGAUCCAACCAGGAAGGCCCUCUCAACCCCAGAGCCCAUGAGCAAAACAGUGCCCCAAAGAAACCACACCAAUGUAUUCAGUGUGGGAAAGAUUUUGUUUCCAAGAAGGUACUUAACGGGCACCUGAAAAUUCAUUCGGGAAAGCUCCCUCAUGAGUGCCUUGAAUGUGGGAAAAGAUUCCUUCGUAAGUCAAACCUACAAAGGCAUCUUCGAGUUCACACAAGGGAGGCACCCUAUAAGUGCAGCGUGUGUGAGAAGCGAUUCACUCAGCUGUCACACCUCACAGAGCACCAGAAAACCUCUUCUGGCCAAGAGGUAUCCACUUGCCCUGCCUGUAAGUUGCGAUUUUGUAAUAGGAAACAAUUUAUACAACACCUAAAAAUCCACACAAAUGGAAAACCCCAUAAGUGUCAGAGUUGUGGGAAAAGAUUUAGACGACAUAGAGACCUUGACUUACACCACACAGCACACACUGCAGAGAGACGAUUUAUGUGUGAGUGUUGUGGGAAAAGCUACAGACAGAGAGCAAGCCUUGUUUUUCACUUAAGAAGCCAUUCAGGGGAGAAGCCAUAGAGGUGCACUCAUUGUUCUACAAGCUUCCUUAACAAAGCAUUUUGUUUAAUAUGCACCAAGCAGCUAGCUCACUUUAGAGAAGAGCUCCUUGAGAAUUUGUUGAAGGAAACAGUUCCUACACAACGUGACACUAGUCUAUUAAAGCUUUAA
Messenger RNA from Molossus molossus (Pallas's mastiff bat), 1590 nucleotides. RefSeq names its product zinc finger protein 449-like. Lineage: Eukaryota; Metazoa; Chordata; Mammalia; Chiroptera; Molossidae. The record is from RefSeq and is a predicted model, not a curated record. The transcript is spliced from 4 exons. Gene Ontology annotation, molecular function: RNA polymerase II cis-regulatory region sequence-specific DNA binding; DNA-binding transcription factor activity, RNA polymerase II-specific. Gene Ontology annotation, biological process: regulation of transcription by RNA polymerase II.